Hydra vulgaris (swiftwater hydra) is the source of this 2272-nucleotide messenger RNA. RefSeq names its product latent-transforming growth factor beta-binding protein 2. Lineage: Eukaryota; Metazoa; Cnidaria; Hydrozoa; Anthoathecata; Hydridae. Gene Ontology annotation, molecular function: calcium ion binding. The record is from RefSeq and is a predicted model, not a curated record.
AUUCAUCUAGUGGCAAUGAUUGUGUAUUACAAAACAAUUGUCUGGUUAGUUUGCACAUGGUUUAUUUCUGAUACUUAUUCAAUAGACUUUUGUUCAUCAACCGCAUGUGCAAAUGUUGCUGAUUCAAAAUGUAAUUCAACUUCAACACCAGGCACUUAUGAAUGCCAGUGCAAUCCUGGUUACUAUGCACUUCCUGGUACAUGGGUAAAUGACAAUACUAGUGUUAUCAAUUAUGGUACCUUGCAGUUUCCAAGGCAAUGUGAAGAUAUAAAUGAGUGUGAAGAUCCUUCCAUCUGUUCUGAAAACUCUGAAUGCUCCAAUACUGAUGGUUCAUAUGAAUGUAUUUGUAAUAAUGGUUUCGUUGGUGAUUACGUAGUAAGCGACAAUAGGAGGAGAUGCUAUGAUGUAAAUGAGUGUGCACAAAGAGUAUCGAUAUGCCCAGAUCAAACUGUUUGUGUUAAUACUAUUGGUUCGUACAAAUGUAUAUGUGGUGGUGGAAAUCAAACUAAUCCUACAACUGGAGUAUGCGAAGAUGUUAAUGAAUGUGUACCUAAUGGUGUGACUAUUUUUAACAACCCAUGUGAUCGUCAAUUACCUGUUACUCUUAAUUUUACUACAUGCAUAAAUACUAUUGGUAGUUUUCAAUGUGUUUGCCCUCUUGGUUAUCUUUCUCCCCGACCUGAAGAUUUUUAUACUUGUCGAGAUCUCGAUGAGUGUAGCAUGAAUCAGAACAACUGCUCUGUUAAUUCUAUAUGUAAUAAUUUUAGCGGAGGUUAUAAUUGUACAUGUAAGAGUGGAUAUAGUACAAGAAGUGGAGGAGUUGAAACGCUUUCUGAUCAAUGUACAGAUACUAAUGAGUGUGCUGAAAAUCAAUGUUUGAGUCCUCACUGUACUUGUGUAAACACUGUCGGAAGUUAUUUUUAUGUAUGUGACAAUGGUUAUAACCUGCUAACAUUAUUAAAUGGAAGCUCCACUUGUGUUGAUAUUGAUGAAUGUUAUUUGGGUAUAUCAGAUUGUGAUCUGGAUAAUGGAAAUUGCAUUAAUCUUGAUGGAUUCUUUGAUUGCAUGUGCAACCCAGGCUAUGUUGCAAAUAUAACUGAACAUCAUUAUGGUUGUCUUGACGAAAAUGAAUGUAUAACUAUUGGAUGUUACAAUAGUACGUCUGUAAGUGCAGCAUGUUUUAAUGAAGUUGGUUGCUUUACAUGUACAUGUCCACGAGGCUAUACUGGAAAUGGUUAUAUGUUAGAUACUCAAUAUUUAUCUGCAAAGGGACCUGUAAAUGGCACUGGAUGUAAUGAUAUUGAUGAAUGUCUUCAAAAUCCUUGUGCUCCUAAUGAAAAUUGUACCAAUACCAUUGGAUCAUAUAAUUGUUUCUGUGAUCCACAAUUUUUUACUAUUACAGAGUAUAAUGAAUGUCAAGACAUUGAUGAAUGUGCACUUGGUACAGCAUCCUGUCCUAAACAUUCUACUUGUCAAAAUAAAAAUGGAGGCUAUACAUGCGUUUGUGACAAGUUGUACAGCGGGCCACAGUGUGAAUUUGAUGGCUAUUGGAGUGAGUGGCGAAGUAUUGGUAACUGCAGCGUCCCAUGUGGCAGUGGUUUAGUUCAACAAGUGCGAAGCUGCUUGUUAGGUAGCAACUGUAACACAUAUCCAGUUGGUUAUGAAAGAACAAGAAUAUGCAAUACAGAGUUGUGUUCAAAUGUUAAUAGUUUGGUAAAAAGUUGUUGGUGUGAAAACGUAACUCGUUUUUUGAAUAACACAGAGCUUCAAGAAUAUUCAAAUCAAAACAAUGUUGAAGUUGAUAAAAAUAAACAAGCUAUUGUUGAUAUUUUUAAUAAAUGGGCUGCUUAUCCCAUUGAUGGAGUCUGUUUUAUUAACAAACUUAAAAAUAGUUUGACAGCAAUAACUAAUGAUAUUGCUUUUGUUGAAAAAUACGCAAGCCAUACUGUUGAUUUGAAAACACGUUUAGCCAAUAUUAUUCAUUGCAAUACAAAUAUGGGCAUUCGUACUUCUUUAAUGACGGCAUAUAGACAAAUUCAAGAGAGAAAAGUUUUAGGGUUCUCGUUGUUAAACGAGAUUCGAUUAAAAAGAGAUGACCUUUCAAAGAAAAUGAACUUUUGUUUGUCUUCUGGUUUUCUCAGCACCCUCUGGAGUUCUGUAACCGCUACCUUUAGAUCAUAUUAAUUAACGUGGGGAGUUCCCAAAAUUUUCUGAAUGCUACAGUUACAUUAAAACAAAAACAUAUAUAUAUAUAUAUAUAUAUAUAUAUAUA